Messenger RNA from Aspergillus sclerotioniger CBS 115572, 1335 nucleotides. RefSeq names its product GPI anchored serine-threonine rich family protein. NCBI's taxonomy places the organism in Eukaryota, Fungi, Ascomycota, Eurotiomycetes, Eurotiales, Aspergillaceae. The transcript has a single exon. The coding region runs from base 428 to 1186 and encodes 252 amino acids. The record is from RefSeq and is a predicted model, not a curated record.
UCUCAGUCGCCCCAGAGUUCGGGUCAGCCCUUCCAGGCAGGUCCGUGCCACGCCACAGUUCUUGAUUCUCAUUUCCCAGGUCUCAGAACCAUUUCAAUCCUCCAGGCACUAGCGGAACACCGUGUUAUUCCCGGCCAAUCAGUCGCAAAAAUCGAGCAACGGUCGCUGCAACGGGGCUAGGGUAGACACCAGUGGCUGCUAGUGUGCCCGCGUGGCUCUAUUUUUGAUUACGGUGACACGAACAUCUCCGGGAGCCAUCAUCAUACUUAAUCCUCCCCGAUCCCAGUCCAUGGUCCCCCCUUCAACCUUCAUCUGUCGCUCCUUACCCAACCCCAGUCACUCGUUUGUUCUGUUCUACUAUUCUGCUAUCUCUUUUAUUUUUGACCUUUUUUUCACCAUAUUCUGCAAGAAAUUUUGCUGCAUCAACAUGCAUCUGUCCACCCCCCUGGUUUUCGCCCUGGCAUCCCUCGCCUCGGCCAUCACCAUCAACCAACCGGGUCUAAACGCGUCCUACCCGGCGGGUUCCACCGUCCUGGUCAACUGGACCACCGUCGACACCGACCCAACCUACUUCAGUCUCUAUCUCUGGAACUUUGUGUACUGGCCCCCGACCUACGUGCCCCUGGCGAUCGACAUCCCCACCGCCGAUCGGGCUUAUCCGGUGCAGAUCCCCUGCGACACUACGCCCGAAUGGGGCUACCAGAUCAGCGGCAUCAACGGCACCAACGUCUAUAUCAUCUACGCCCAGAGUGAAAAGUUCACCGUGUCCGACCCGAUCAACAGUACCUGCGUGGAUACUCCGGCUCCUACCACUGCCGCUGCAUCCACCUGCGGAGCCCCAUCGACCGUUUAUGUCACGGUGAGCCCUACCGCGUCCAGCUCUGCUUUAUUCCACCAUCACCAUAGCCAUCAUCACCACUCCACCCCUCGUGUUCCGACUCCUUCUCCCACCACCACUCCCUCUUCCUCGAGAUACGUCAAGCCUGGAAUCGUGCCUAAGACUAUUGGUUGGUGUUCAGACUAUUCCCACCCUGUGACCUUGGAUAAGGUCCCGACGCCGACCGAUGUGCCGUCCUCGGUCAGUUCCGUGGCAGAAGCGACUGCUACGUCGGAUGUUAUCGUCCAGACGGUCACCACCACUCUGGGUGUGGCUGCUUCGGGGGAUGCCGGAUGUCCUUUCUACUAGGGGAUGUUUAGUUACAGAUGGACAGCUCGGACCCAUCGGAUGAGUUGUGAUUCCUCGUGUUAUAUAAGGGGGACUAAUCUAUCCAGUUAUCACCAUGCUCGAUACAUGCAGCAGCCUCCUUAAACAUAAACAUAAACACAUCACCCUAC